Messenger RNA from Chelonus insularis, 1010 nucleotides. RefSeq names its product NFU1 iron-sulfur cluster scaffold homolog, mitochondrial-like. Lineage: Eukaryota; Metazoa; Arthropoda; Insecta; Hymenoptera; Braconidae. Gene Ontology annotation, cellular component: mitochondrion. Gene Ontology annotation, biological process: iron-sulfur cluster assembly. Gene Ontology annotation, molecular function: iron ion binding; 4 iron, 4 sulfur cluster binding. The coding region runs from base 102 to 923 and encodes 273 amino acids. The record is from RefSeq and is a predicted model, not a curated record. The transcript has 4 exons.
GCAACACUGUCAGUCAUAAACAUAACCUAAAAUAAUUCAUCUGAACUCAUUGGAUUUAAACAAUUUUGAUGUUUUAAUUGUUAAAGGUUUUUAUUUAAAUAAUGGAUAAACUUCUAAAAAGAGUACUAUUUAAUAAGAGAUUUUUAUCUCCAAUAUCAAUAAACAGCUGUCAAUGUAUCAAAGCUGUUAGAAAUGAUUGUUGUCAAUUUCACUACGAUUCUUACAACUCUCGUUCUCGAUCUAUUUUAAAAAAUACUACGCAAAAUAAAUUUAUCAACUUCCAAAGACGACAUAUGUUUAUACAAACUCAAGAUACACCAAAUCCUAACAGUUUAAAAUUUAUUCCGGGAGUUGCUGUUCUAGGAGAAGGUCAGACAAAAGAUUUCCCAAAUGCAACAGAAAGCUUUUGUUCACCACUAGCAAAAAUGAUCUUUCGCAUUGAUGGAGUUAAAUCUGUUUUCUUUGGACCUGAUUUUAUUACUGUUACUAAAGUUGAUGAAGACGUUGACUGGAGUCUUUUAAAACCUGAAAUUUUUGCUACAAUUAUGGAUUUUUUUGCUGCUGGUUUGCCGGUUCUAACAGAGAAUCAACAACCAUCUGAUACUAAAAUUAAUGAAGAGGAUGAUGAAAUUGUUCAAAUGAUAAAAGAACUUCUUGAUACAAGAAUACGACCUACAGUCCAAGAAGACGGUGGUGAUAUAGUUUUUGUGAGUUUCGAAAAUGGGAUUGUUAAACUAAAAAUGCAAGGAUCAUGUACGAGUUGUCCAAGCUCAGUAGUUACUCUAAAAAAUGGAGUUCAAAAUAUGAUGCAAUUUUAUAUACCUGAGGUACUUGGGGUGGAACAAGUAGAGGAUGAGGUGGAGAAAGUAGCUAAAGCAGAAUUCAAUAAAUUCGAAGAAAAACUAAAUAAUAAUAAAACUUAAGACUAGUAAUAAGUCUUAUGCGUUUUCCAACAAUGAUCUUAUGUGAAAAAUAGUUAUAUUGUAUAAAUAAUAAUAAUAAUUAAAUUA